This is a messenger RNA of Arabis nemorensis, 222 nucleotides long. The record is from the annotation of a GenBank genome assembly. NCBI's taxonomy places the organism in Eukaryota, Viridiplantae, Streptophyta, Magnoliopsida, Brassicales, Brassicaceae.
AUGGAGUAUGACUAUUCAAAGGAAGAAGAUCUUGAUUCUGAGGAAGAAGAUCUAUACAAGAACGCAUAUGAAGACAAUGGGGAUGAGCAAAACCAGAACUGGUGGGAAGGAGAUGAUGAUCAUCGAGAAGACUCAUGGACUGAUGAUGACGAUUCUCAUGAAGAAUAUGAAGAAGAACCGGGGUAUGAAGAUUGGAUCCCAAACCACCAGACCGUAACGUAA